Messenger RNA from Fonsecaea multimorphosa CBS 102226, 1821 nucleotides. RefSeq lists its product as uncharacterized. Gene Ontology annotation, biological process: protein localization to vacuole. The coding region runs from base 1 to 1821 and encodes 606 amino acids. The transcript has a single exon. Gene Ontology annotation, cellular component: vacuolar membrane. The record is from RefSeq and is a predicted model, not a curated record. NCBI's taxonomy places the organism in Eukaryota, Fungi, Ascomycota, Eurotiomycetes, Chaetothyriales, Herpotrichiellaceae.
AUGACGGGGCUCGAUGACCCAGAUUACUCGACCAUGGCCGCAGCUGGCUAUAUCCAAAUCACCUUGAUUUGGGUCGUCUAUGCCAUCGCCGUGGUCCUCCUUCUCUCCAUCGCCUGCCUCUUUGUCUACCUCUACCAGACCCAUCGAGAGCGGUCCAUCUUCGUCACCAUUGUCUGCAUCUUCACGAUCACAUGUUUGCUGGCAACCGUCCUCUUGCUUCCGGUCGACGUCGCGCUGGUCUCUAGUACCACAAGCUCAAAAUUGGGCCAGCGGAAGGAUUGGGCAACUCAGGGGAAGGUCGAUAACAUCACCUUUACCCUCCGGGUUGUAUACUAUCUUCUCUACUCGCUCGAUGCUCUUCUCUGCCUGCUCGUCAUUCCCUUUACCUAUUUCUGGUACGAAGAAUAUGAUGAAGUCGCUCAAGAGGAGGGUACGCAAACAUUCGGCUCCAGAUUCUGGGCUGCGUUCAAAUACACUCUGGCGUUCGUCUUCCUCUGCGUCGCGCUUUUCCUCGUGGGCUUCUUCGUCCCUGUCGCCCGCCACAGAGAGGGAGCUCAUUUCGACCUCGACUUCUUCAAGAAGCUGCUGGCCGAAAACCACGGUGAACGUGCCUUGACCUUUGCGCUCGGCCUUUUGAUCACGAUUGGUAUCCUCAUCUACUGCUUCUACACUGCAGCUGGCCUCGCGCUUCUUCCCCUCACUCUGAUCAAGUCCGCGCCCAGUAUCUCGGCGCCGGCAUUGAGCGAGUCUAGCGCCUCUCAGUUGGAAAGCAAUCUCGAAAGGCAGCGACAACUGGAGGGCCGCGCACAGGGCAAUCCUGAUGGGUUGUCCUCCAAAGACCAAAGAGAGUUGGACGCGCUUGUUCGUGAGGAACGCACUCUUCGUCGCCACCAGCGGCUCGCCGAAGAAUCCUCGGGGAAAGAUCAAAACAUUUUCUGGAAGAUCUGGAUCAAGCUAGGCGCCAUUUUGCGGCCUAUCAAGCUGAUCCUCGGACUUCUUCUGGUCAUCAUUGUUCUAUUGAUUUUCGCCAGCAUGCUCAUUACCGGCAUUGACAAGGCCAAGAACUCGAUCUGCAAACGACACUGCGGCUAUCUGCUCGGACACAUCAACAUCUUCCAACCGGUCAACUGGAUCCUGGUCAAGUCCGCCAAAGUGUUCCCCAUCGACUAUGUCAUCUUCCUGCUGAUCGUGAUGCUUUUCUUCAGUGCGAGCAUCCUCGGCAUUGCAACCAUUGGUAUCCGCGUCUUGUGGAUUACAAUCUUCAGAAUCCGAAAAGCUCACACUUCGCCUCAAGCAUUGUUGGUCGCAACUGUCAUGCUCACUCUUAUGACAUUGGCUAUCAACUACUCGAUAGCCAUGAUGGUGGCUCCACAAUACGCCACCUUUGGCCCUCAAACGUUCUGCGACCACCCCCUAAAGCACCCUGGGGGACGGCCCAAUUGUACUGAUCACCCACAGCACAUUGUACCAUGCACCGAGUCGACCGACAACCCUGCCGCCAGAAAUGUCUGCACACCUUCUGUGGUGUCCACAUUCCUCAACCGAGUGACGGUCAACUUCCCUUUCUUCGGUGUUGUGGAUUUCUGGGCACAGUUCGUCUUUUUGGGAAUUUUCAUGCUCGGCUUCAUCAUUCUACUGUUCCGCACACCGAAGUUGUCAGAUACAGAUUCGGAAGAGGACGAGCUCGAGGAAGAAGAGGAAGGUCUGUUAGCAAGCACAGGCAGAAGGUUUGAUGCGACGUGGCAAGACAUCACCGGUAGGGUCAGCCACGCGGGUAGGAGGGAUCAACAGGGUCGAGGGGGAAGGGACAGCACUACCUAG